AACCCCAUCGGCCGCCUUCUUCUUGUCCCCAUUUUCCAUUUUUCCAGCAGCCUGAAGGGAGAAAACGAAUCGCUUUUUUGUUUGGAUCCCUCAAAGAAAUUAGGGAGCGACCUGAGAUCAGCCAACACCAGCUCUCAGCGUAGAUUCUUUGAGCUAAGUAUGUGGAGAAGAGCAGUGUCUUCUCAGCUCAAGACCCUAGCCAACGGCGCAUGCCGAUUCGCCUCUGAAACGCCGCCGCCGCCGCCUCUCAGAUUCAAACUCUACAUUUCUCCAUCCACCUCCGCUUCUCUCCUCACUCGCCAUUUCUCCUCCGAAUCAGCGGAUACUGCUGUGAAGAAGAGGGUUGAGGACGUAAAUCCAAUUGCCACUGGGCACGAGCGUGAGGAGCUUGAAUCUGAAAUUCAGGGGAGGAAAAUUCUUGAAGAUUUUAACAAUCCUGUUGGUCCUUUUGGCACAAAGGAAGCUCCUGCAGUCAUCAAAUCCUUCUAUGACAAGAGAAUAGUUGGGUGCCCAGGAGCUGAAGGCGAGGAUGAGCAUGAUGUUGUCUGGUUUUGGCUGGAGAAAGGCAAGCCACAUGAGUGUCCAGUGUGCUCACAGCACUUUCUGGUAAGUAAAGACUGCUUGUUGAUGACUUAUUCUUUGGCGCAUGAUCCUGGGUGGAUGUAGUGGAACUCAAAUCCAAUUAUUGGCCUCUUUGCCUCUUUUAGAUCCACAUGCAAUUUAUGCAUUUUUAUUAGCCUAUAUUUACAUAAUACAAAAAUUGGAGAAGUUCAUUUGCUCAUAGUAACUAGUGGCACAUGGGUAGGCUAUUGUCAGCCAACCUCUAGAUAGUUUACUAUUUUAUAGUUGCACGUUGUUUCUUUGAAUGAGAUUGUUUCUUCCUUUUUGGUACUUCUUGGUAUGAGAUAGUUGAGACAGUGUUGCUGCCAUCAAACACGGUACAAAUCUUAUUUCUGCCACACCAAAUAUCUAAUUUUGUUUUGAAAUGAAUGGAAAUAUCCUUU
Molecule: messenger RNA, 1004 nt
Organism: Rubroshorea leprosula
Lineage: Eukaryota; Viridiplantae; Streptophyta; Magnoliopsida; Malvales; Dipterocarpaceae
Source: the annotation of a GenBank genome assembly